AUGAGGAAGUUGAGCGUGAUAAACGAGACUGUGAGUGGAGUAUUCCACUUAGCGAAGGCAAACAAAAGAAAGCUAUCAUCAUUAGUAAUAAGUUCUUUGCCAUCCGCCUUGGGAAAUAAGCGCGGCGUGUGUUAUGUGGCGAGCAGAAGGAACCUCGGAGAAAAUCCCUUCCUCUGUAAUGGAGGAAAUAAAAGGGAAUUUUCAAACAAAUCAAGUGUCGUUUUAAUGUUGGCCCUGUUUUGCGCACCAAGCUUAUUAUACGCGAAGAGGAAUUACAUGAACGGAGGAGGCCAUUUAACAACCAGUUGUGAAGGACUCAAAAAAGUACACUUAGGAAGAAAAGACGAACUGAAAAAUGGAGAAAUGAAGGAAAUAAAAGUUCAUGGAGAGAAGGACACCGUUUUGUUGGUACACGUGGAUGGUAAGUAUUAUUGUUUGGGUCCAAAAUGUCCACAUUAUAGUGCGCCAUUGAAGACUGGAGUGUUAACGAAGGAUUAUGUGACAUGUCCAUGGCACGAUGCCAAGUUCGAUUUGAAAACGGGAGAGUGUAUCAACGGUCCUUCCUUUGAUGACAUCCCAAGGUAUGAGGUAGCUGUAGAGGGAAAUGAUAUUUAUGCUUACUUACCGGAGAAGAUGGAAAUUUUUCAGAAAAAAAAAAUAUGCCCAUGUUCAGGCAAAUGUGAGAAUAAGACGAUAUUGAUAGUGGGUGGAGGAGCGGCAACGAUGGGGGCAUUGGAAACGUUUUUGAAGAUGGGUUACUCGGGCAAGUUAGUUAUAUGUAGUAAGGAUUCCUACAAACCGUAUGACCGCCCUACGCUCUCGAAGAGUAUUUCUAAGUACGACUCAGCGGAUGAGUUAUACGAGGGGAUAAAACUGAAGGAGGAUGAGUACUACCAGAGAGACAACAUCAGUUAUCUGCACAACGUAUCCGUGGAGAAGGUGGACGUGGAGGGGAAGAAGGCGCACCUAAGCAAUGGGGAGGUGAUUCGGUUCGACAAAUUGUUGGUAACGACGGGAGUACGCCCCUCCCCAUCACCCUUGGGUGAAGGGCGCGGCAGUGGCGUUGGCAUAGAGGCGGAGAACCUGAUGACAUUGCAGAGCCUAGAAGAUCACGUGAAGAUAGCCUCGUACGCAAAGGAAGGGAGUAAGUGCGCUAUCAUUGGUUCUUCCUUCAUCGGGUGCGAAUUGUCAUCUGCCUUGAAAAAAAAAAAUGUGAGCAUAACAAUGAUAUCCAAGGACGCCAUGCCAUUUUACUCCACCUUUGGUAAAAAAAUAGGAUCAGUUGUGUUGGACAUUUUAAAGGAUCAGAAGGUUACGUUUUAUGGAGGGGUUCACCCAACAGAAUACAUCAUCGACGGAGGAGGGUUCUUAAAGAGAGUGAAGUCUAUUCAUGGGGUCAGGUUGAGCAAUGGAGAUGUGAUAAAGUGUGAUUAUGUGGUGGAGGCGUUGGGUUGUUUGCCUAAUUCCGAUUUUCUCCAGGACAAAUUUAAAAAUGAGAGAAAGGAAGUUGUUGUAGAUAAAUAUUUUCAAGUCAAAGGUUCCCCUGACAUUUAUGCAGCAGGGGAUGUAUGUUCCUUUCCGUACUUUGUUACAGGGGAUAUGAUAAAUGUGUGUCAUUGGAAUGUGGCAAUACAGCAAGGGAGAAUUGCCGCACAUAACAUGCUUAGUGAUGACAAGAAGGAGUUUACUUUUAUUCCCUUCUUCAAUACAAAUAUCUUCGGAAAUAAUUUUCGCUACUCUGGGUUCGUGAAGAAAGCUGACAAGAUUAUAUGCGAGGGGGAUUUGGGUAAACGGAACUUCGUGGCAUACUUUGUGAAGAAUGAUAAGGUGGCAUCCAUCCUCACUUUGGGUAAUGCCAAGAUGGCUGCACUGAAUGAGUGCCUCUCGAAGGGCAAGGUUCCCAUGGUGUAUGAGUUGGAGGGUGGUCUCCAGAACAGUGAUAGCAUGAUCGCGUCGAUGCGUGGAAGUACCUUCAGUUAA
This is a messenger RNA of Plasmodium knowlesi strain H, 1980 nucleotides long. RefSeq names its product apoptosis-inducing factor, putative. The coding region runs from base 1 to 1980 and encodes 659 amino acids. The record is from RefSeq and is a predicted model, not a curated record. The transcript has a single exon. Gene Ontology annotation, molecular function: oxidoreductase activity, acting on NAD(P)H; flavin adenine dinucleotide binding; 2 iron, 2 sulfur cluster binding. Lineage: Eukaryota; Apicomplexa; Aconoidasida; Haemosporida; Plasmodiidae. Gene Ontology annotation, cellular component: cytoplasm.